AAAGACAGAGAAUUUUUAAAAAGAAAAAGAUGCAGAAGCUGAAAAUAGAACAAAUGUUUCAAUUUGGUCACCAGUGCAACCAGCCUUAAUGCCAGCAAUAUAAUUGUAGGUUGGUUUGGAACUAAAUAUUUGGGAGCUUUGUUACUGGUUCUGGUAAAGUCAUUACUAAACUGUCACUAUAUGUCAUGGCAACUCUUGGUAGCUGCCAUGACAUAUGGUGAAAUCUAGUUCAAGCAGAUAUAUUUUUGCAAUGAAAUCAUGUUGUUGAAAUGGAAAUGAUGAGUUUCAUUUAGGGAUGCUCUGAUCAGGUUUUUUGAUGCCAAUUCUGAUCCCGAUCACCUAUGAGGCCGAUCUCUGCCGAUCGCCUGGAUUGACUGUUUUUUUUUUUUUUGCUUUAGUUAUAAAUGAUACUGUGUGAUCUGGCAAAAUUAAAAAGUGAUCUGGUAAUAAAUUCACCUAAUUAACAUAAACAUGCAACAUACUUGCAGGUACAAUACAGCAGCUACUCAGUCAAAAGAACUGAAAAACCUGCAACCAGUUAAACAACAUUUAACAAUAAGGCUCUCAGUACCAUAAAUUAUACAUGAGUCAAAUAAGUCUCAACACCGCCUAUAUCAAAUGAUGUCUAGUAAAAGAGGGAAACAUUCAUUCAAAGUCAAAUUCAUUCAAAGGUUGCACCAAAAUAAACACUCCUAAGUUACUGAAUCAAAACUUCCUAAGAGCACAGSUAGCUGAUUAAUGCUGGUUCUGAUUGGCUGUUUCUGACCGAGCAGAGUAAUUCUGCAGAACACAGGAGGAGGGAGAGGAGAUCAAUUAUUAUUAAUUUAUUUUUCCAUGAAUUAUCUCUCAUGUUUGGACAUGGCGAAAGUUUUAAUAUGUGAAAUAUUUGUUGUUGUUUACGUUACAUGCUACGACUAAGCAGACGUUCCAGGUGGAGCAGAAGCGGCGCUCCGUCUUUGAAAUAUUACUACCAGUACCACAUAACGGCAGUUCAACUGUGAGAACAGAACCAGCGUCUUUCACCGCCAGCUCAAAGACUUUAAUUAUUUUUCAGAUUAUUUGUUUAGCUUUCUGACCAUCAUGCUAAUCCGGAAUCCUUAUAUCUUCAUCAUGAAGAAAAAAUGCAAAAAUCGCCGCCCCACCACGCUAAAGAGGGAGUCUUCUCCUAUCAAGCCCUCCCCCAACAGAGAGACUCUCACAUACGCACAAGCUCAGCGAAUGGUAGAACUAGAAGUGGAUGGCCGAGUGCACCGGCUCAGCAUCUACGACAAGCUGGAUGUCAUCGCCGACGAUGACCCUACGGCUCAGGAGAUCCUGGAGUGCAAUAGCAACAAAGAAAACAAUGAGAAGCCCCAGCAGGUUCUGGUUCGCUCUGUACGCCUCAAAAUGAACCAGCAGAAGAAGAGUGGUGCUCUGACUGCUUCACAUGGCAGCAGCUUGGGCGGCCUCCUGGAACCAAAGGUCAGGAUGGUGGAGUAUAAUCUCCCGGUGGUGCCAAAAAGGCCGGCCAUGUAUUACAAAUACUCUGAGAGGACGACUGAGGAGCUGGAUGAGGAGGUGGAGUACGACAUGGACGAGGAGGACUACGCCUGGCUUGAGAUCAUUAACGAGAAGAGGAAGAGCGAGGGCAUUGGCCAGGUGUCACACAAUCUCUUUGAGUUCCUCAUGGACCGCUUUGAGAAAGAGUCGUACUUGGCUACACAGGGCCAGAGUGAUCUGCAGUCGCUGGUGGAUGAAGAUGCUGUUUGCUGCAUCUGCAUGGACGGAGACGGAGCUGAUAGCAACGUCAUUCUCUUCUGUGACUCGUGCAACAUCGCCGUGCACCAGGAGUGCUACGGUGUGCCGUACAUCCCAGAGGGUCAGUGGCUCUGCCGUCAUUGCCUACAGCGUCCGUCACGGCCGGCCGAGUGCCUCUUCUGCCCAAAUCGUGGAGGAGCUCUGAAAAAGACAGAUGAUGAUCGCUGGGGCCACGUGGUUUGUGCCAUGUGGGUCCCCGAGGUUGGCUUCUCUGAUACAGUUUUCAUCGAGCCCAUUGAUGGCGUCCGCAACAUCCCCCCCGCCCGCUGGAAACUCACAUGCUACCUGUGCAAAGCCAAGGGCGCUGGGGCCUGCAUUCAAUGUGACAAGAUCAACUGUUACACCGCCUUCCAUGUCAGCUGCGCCCAAAAGGCGGGCCUCUACAUGAGGAUGGAGCCCGUCAAAGAGCUGACCGAGUCUGGCACCACCACCUUUUCUGUGAAGAAGACUGCCUACUGCUGUAGCCACACACCCGAAGGUUGCGACCAACGGCCUCUCAAUGUCUACGACGAGCUUCGUCUCAAGAACGGAGCCUGUUACAAGCGGGCAGAAAAGAGGGGAAAACCGCGCUCCAAAACCUGGCAGAAGAAAAAGAUGAAAAAAGCAGAGUCAGAACCUGAACUAGAACCUGAAACCCAAACUAACCCUGGACCCAGCAUCACUGCAUCAAGUUUUGAUGCCAUAUUGAACCAGGUAGCAGUUCAGAGGAAGCGGCAGUUUGUUGAGCGGCUGCUGAGCUACUGGGUGCUGAAGAGGCAGUCGAGGAACAAUGUGCCUCUGAUCCGCCGCCUGCAGGCCAACCCUCAACCCUCUAAAGCUCAGCAGCAGAAGGAGCGUAUGGAGACAAACCAGGCUCUGAAGGAGCAGCUGAAAGUGUGGCACCGUCUGCGCCAUGACCUGGAGCGAACCCGGCUGCUGCUGGAGCUCAUCAGGAAGCGGGAGAAGGUGAAAAGGGACGAGAUAAAGCUGCAUCAGUCGGUGCUGGAGCUGCAGCUGACUCCCUUCAACAUCCUGCUGAGAGCCGUGCUCAGUCAGCUGCAGGACAAGGACCAGUACAGCAUCUUUGCACAGCCUGUCUGCAUUAAGGAGGUCCCAGACUAUCUGGAGCACGUCAGAAAGCCCAUGGACUUCUCAGCAAUGAGGAAACGAAUCGAUUCUCACAGUUACUGCAACCUGGAUGAGUUUGAGGACGACUUUAACCUCAUAAUUAGUAACUGCAUGACGUACAAUGCCAAGGAAACGUUCUUCUACAAGGCGGCUCAGAGGAUGCUGGACCAUGGAGGGGUCAUCCUACGGAGAGCUCGCAGAGAGAUGGAUAGGAUCGGAUUUGACUUCCCCAGCUGCUUGCACUUGCCAGAAGCCCCACCGCUGGAGUCCCCAGCUCCUUUCUCCUGGGAGGAUGUGGACCGGCUGCUGGCACCCUCCUACCGUCAGCACAUGCCGCUGGAGGAGCAGCUGAAGGAGCUUCUGGAGAAGCUGGACCUUAGUACGGCCAUGAAGCACAGCCCGUCCCGCACGAAGAGGCUCAAGCUCCUCAAGAAGACCAUAAUGGAGGUCCGCAGCCAGAUUGGCUUAAAGAAAGCCCUUCCACAUCCACCACCCCCUGCCCUGGAUCUCCCACAAUGCCCCAGCCAGUGUGAUGAAAAGCUGGGUCCCAUAAGUGGAUUAGUUCCCAUCCCUCCACCAGCCUCGGAGCGGCUCAGCUCCUCAUUUAAACCUGAUGUCUCACCACGCGGCUCAGUGCCCCCCACUCUGAAGCCUGUUGUCCCCCUGUCAGAGCAGGCUCCCUUGCAGCUUGAUGACAACACCAGCUCCUCUACCUCAAAACCCCCUCAACCCACCAACAGGCCCCUCCCAGACCAGCCACUGCAAAACAGGAACUUUCCCUCUGAAUUAUCAGGUAGCUGCCCCCAGCGCACCAUUUUCCGUAAGUCCAAGAGUGCCAGCCCCCAGAAAGCACCCAUGACCCCAGAGCUGCCUGCUGCAUCGCCACCCCUUCUGGGUGCCAAAACCUUCCUGUCGGUGGUGAUCCCUCGCCUGGAGACCCUGCUGGUCCCCAAGAAAAGGACCCGCAGCAGCAGCACUGAAGACGAGGAGGAAGACGAGAAGGAGGAGGAAGAGACGCCGAUCAAACGUCUUGGCACAGGGUUAACCAACGGCUUCUUGGUGGAGGAGAAGCUGGAUUCUGUGUCUCCACGCAUUCUGGAGCCCCGGCGGCGAUGCGCCUCAGAGUCCAGCAUAUCGUCCAGCAACAGCAUCAUCUGUGACUCCAGCACCUUCAUGGUGCCUAAAGGUGUGAAGGGUCGACCUACGGCGGUGAGGCGGAGCACCGUGGACGACCAAAGCUCUCUGAUGAGCUGUGCCGACAACGGACAAUUCACAAAGACGACUGCCAAGAUUUCUUCAGUCUGUCCCGGGUCUUCACAGAUUGUGAAUCCCAGAGUUYGGAGGAUGUCAUGUCAGCACAGCAGGGUGGAGCUUCCCAUUCCACCAUUGGACGUUCUCAGAGCCGGAGAGCAGAUGCAGUUCAGGUCCGCAGAGAAACUCUUCCUCGUCCGCUUCUUCGACAGCAAGCGCAACUGGCAAUGGCUUCCUAGAUCCAAGAUGGCUCCAUUUGGGAUCAGCCAGAGUCUGGACAGAGUGAAGCUGAUGGAAGCUCGUGCUUCCUCCAUCAGGAGAACUGUGCGGCUCGCCUUCGAUCGGGCCAUGAAGCAGCUGAACGCUGUCAGAGGGGAUCUGGAGGUGAAUGGUGGCAACAGCGGCUUUGCUGCCACAUGCUAAUCCCCGUCCAUCUCAGAAGCUCCACCAACCAUCACUUUUCACCUUCAUGAUCCACGCAGAGAGGACGUUCUGCCUCAUUACGCACAACACAAACACUCAUGUUUACCCGUCCUCCUGCCUGGAGUCCCACAAUGACUCACUGUAGUCAAAGCUAUGCAAAGGAAGAGCUCAGCGUUCAGUUGGGAGGGCUGAACCUGAUGAAUGUGUUGGUGCUCGACCUCUGACCUCUUAAAAUGUGCUGCUGUGAGAUCCUCCAUCUGUCACUGUGUGUGUGAGACAGCAGCAGCUCAUGUAAAUAUCACACACACAGCCUGACACUAAUUUAUUCACUCUUCAGUUUUAUUUGGUACACACACUCUGAUUUUUGGACCUUCAAAGGUAGCUGUGACAAGUGGCAGCCGGUGCUGCUGGUCCUGCUGGUGCUAUCUCCACAAAGAGAACAAACAUGCAUACUGUAUUGUUUUUACUUUUGUUUUAUAACUUAUUGAGAUCUCCUGCAUCAAGUUCUUGUUUCUGGCAUUAAUUCUGUGUGUGAAUUUUUUUUGUAUCCAAAUGUUUUUACUGGACUACUUUACUAUUAUUUUUUGUUUGUUUGUAGAUAUUUAUAUAAGAUCUAUAUAGAAGCUCCUAAAGUUUUAAAGUGCAUUGUUGACAUGGAAACCAAAAGGAAAGGAGAACCAACUGCUGCCCGUACUCAUGCUUCACUUUGACGUCUUUCUUUGAGCUUUAAGUCACGUCUCUGARCGUCACAUCGGUGUUCUCCAGCUCAGCCCUGAAGCAGAGCAGAGAAUGUGCCUGGACUAAUUUAUUACAGAGCAGAAAACAGAUAUGCAUCACUUUAUAUAGAAGGUGUGGUGAGGAAAUACUACGGGUGCUCAUACCCUCCCUUUUUUAAAAUUGUUUUAGUUCUUGUUUGGACUGAUGGCAUUAAAUGUGUGAGGUGUGAUAUAUGCUGAUGGGUAGCAGAGUGUAGGCUUCCUGUUGGUCCUCCAGCCCUUCUGGCAGUUUGCUGUAAAUAUAUUUGGUACUUUAGUUGAUUCUCUGGGAAGAAAAGAAAAAACACACAGGUCUAGUCAACAGGAACAGAAACCAGCCCAAAGUAGGCUGCUGGAAUUUUUAUACUAAAACACUGAAGAAUAAAAUAUCAUAUUGAAAUACUG
Molecule: messenger RNA, 5738 nt
Organism: Poecilia reticulata (guppy)
Lineage: Eukaryota; Metazoa; Chordata; Actinopteri; Cyprinodontiformes; Poeciliidae
Source: RefSeq, a predicted model, not a curated record